Messenger RNA from Mercenaria mercenaria, 1372 nucleotides. RefSeq lists its product as uncharacterized. NCBI's taxonomy places the organism in Eukaryota, Metazoa, Mollusca, Bivalvia, Venerida, Veneridae. Gene Ontology annotation, biological process: homophilic cell-cell adhesion. The coding region runs from base 23 to 1228 and encodes 401 amino acids. The record is from RefSeq and is a predicted model, not a curated record. The transcript is spliced from 3 exons. Gene Ontology annotation, cellular component: plasma membrane.
UUGUGACAGCUCUAGACAUGCUAUGAUUACCGUUGACGCAUUUAUGUUAAUGACCAUUUUCUCCAAGGUUUUGAUCAUUGUGGCUAAUGUCAAUCUGAAAAAUAAGUACAGAAAAAUGUCUCCGAAAACAAAUUUCCUCGGGAUUGUGUUCGUUUCUUGCAUCAGAUAUGCGACGAUGAUGUUUCCUCACAUGAAUAUGGGACAUUCCGCUGUGCCAAUAGAGGUUAAAUCUGUUGAUGUGACAACGUCAUUGUCCGGAUGUACAAAUGUUAGUGUGUCAUUUACUGCGAUGGAAAACGUAACAGCUUUGUGGACUGUGAAUGAAGGUUUCUUACCAAGAGAUUUAAAUGGACAGUCAACGACAAACGUUUAUAAGACUGGCAAAGGAAAGGUAGCCUCUAUAUGUUUACCAACAGAUAUGAAAUUUGACUCUAUCCGACUUCAUUUGAUUUGUGAGAUGCAUUCGUUUGAAUUACACCUAAGUCUGCAAGUUUCACAUAAUAUGACAAGUACCCAGGAGAAUGUGAAGCAGUAUGUUCUGAUGGUUCCUCAGAGCAAUGAAAUUGGAAUAAGUUCUCGUGGUGAAGCGAGAUUCCACGUAAUGGUUGACACUUCCGGUACGAAAUUUUCAUUUGGGAUGCUUCAGGCGGAAGCUACAUUACUGUAUGGUACAAUAGCUCUGCAUGACUCUGCAUUUUCAUUUCUGCCAGACAACAAAAACAAGAUGUUGAGACUGCGAAAGAUUGCUGAAACUGGAACUGAAUACCAUACCGACGUCGUGAUAAAGUCUGCCAAUUUACAGAAGAGUAAAACAAUGAUUUCCGUAUCUGUUGCGUGCAGUCAACCUCAAAGCAUUGUUCAAAGACUCGACAUGAAACACGUGACUUACCUCAAGAGGAACCAAGUCGGCUUUUCUGCGAGCCAAAAGCACCCUGUUGCGGUUUUAGGAGAACAAAAACAAGAAUUGUUAAAUGUAGCAAAAAAUGGUAAUGUUUUACUCAGAUGCAGGGCCUUCGGGUUCCCACGACCGAACAUUACACUUCACAAAAAAGAAGGCAAUAAAAUCCGUUCUCACACCGUUCCGUCAUAUACAACAUCUCUUGAAUUUGAGAAGACUACGGUUUUUCAAAUACUGAAUGCAACUGCGUCAGAUUCUGGACAUUAUAUCUGCAAAACUUCAAACGGGUUGUCGUCUGCUGAGAAGACAUAUACGGUGAAAGUUCAAUAACAUUUCUGUUUGCAGAAAAAAUAUAAAUCCAUCGAAAAGGAAGCGAUUAUCAUGACCAGUGUUACUUCAGUUCAUGUAAAAUACUUGUGUAUUAAUUUUGUUUAUUCUAAUGUUGACAAGAAAUACAAAUAAUUUUCCCCUCGG